Molecule: messenger RNA, 480 nt
Organism: Amborella trichopoda
Lineage: Eukaryota; Viridiplantae; Streptophyta; Magnoliopsida; Amborellales; Amborellaceae
Product: dihydroneopterin aldolase 2
Biological process (GO): folic acid-containing compound metabolic process
Cellular component (GO): cytoplasm
Molecular function (GO): dihydroneopterin aldolase activity
Source: RefSeq, a predicted model, not a curated record
AAAAUAUUGAGGUGGUUUGUAGAUGGAUGAUGGGGAGAUAUCAAAGGGAGACAAGCUUAUCAUGAGGGGAUUGAAGUUCCAUGGUUAUCAUGGGGUGCAUGAGGCAGAGAAAAAGUUGGGUCAGAAAUUCUUGGUGGAUAUAGAUGCCUGGUUAGAUCUGAAAAAGGCCGGUGAGACCGAUAAUCUGAACGACACUGUCAGUUACUUUGAAAUUUACAGAUUGGUGAAGGGGGUUGUGGAAGGGCCAUCCCACAACCUGUUGGAGUCAGUUGCUAACACUAUUGCUUGCAGUAUAUUAACAGCCUACCCUCCGAUAACUGCACUUCGUGUGAAAUUAGGGAAGCUUCAUGUAGCUGUUCAAGGCACCAUCGAUUAUUUGGGAGUCGAGAUUUACAGAAACAGGCCCAAGUAGUUUGUCAUUUUUGUCAAAGCAAUUGUCUCUAUUGUAUUUUAUGAAAUAUAAACCGAGUUAUUCGUCUU